Molecule: messenger RNA, 6692 nt
Organism: Microcebus murinus (gray mouse lemur)
Lineage: Eukaryota; Metazoa; Chordata; Mammalia; Primates; Cheirogaleidae
Source: RefSeq, a predicted model, not a curated record
UUGAAGAUAUAGAAAUGACCAACAAACAUGUGAAAAGAUAUUCAGCUUCAUUGGUCAUUGAGGAAAUGAAUAUCAAAGCCACAAUGAGAUACCAUUUCACAUGUACUAUGAUGGCUAUAAUUUAAGAACAAAUCAAAACAAAACGAAAACUACAAGCAUUGGUGAGGAUCUAGAGAAGCUGGAACAAGUUAGAACCUUAUACUUUCUUGGUGGGAAUAUAAAAUGGUGAAGCCACUAUAGCAAACAGUUUGGUAGUUCCUCAAAAACUUCAAUAUGUGAUUACCAUAUGACCCGGCAAUUCCACUCCUAGAUAGACACCCACAAUAAUUAAAAACAGGUAUUCAAACAAGUACUUGUUCACUAGUCUUCAUAGCAACACUAUUCACAAUACCCAAAAGGUGGAAUGUCCAUCACUGGAUGGAAAGAUGAAAAAACUGUGGCAUAUUUAUACAGAGGAAUAUUUUUUAGCUGUAAGCAGGAAUAUAGUACUGAUGUAUGCUACACUGUAGAUGAACUUUGAAACUUUAUGCUAAAUGAAAGAAGGCAUAUGCAAAAGGUCACAUUUUUUAUUGCAUUUAUGUGAAAUGUCCAGAAGAGGUAAAUCCAUAGAGAUAUAAAGCAUGUUAGUGGUUGUCAGGGGCUGGAGGAGGGAGAAUAGGAGUACUGCUUAAUGAGUACAGGGUUCAUUUUGGGGUGAUGAAAAUAUUUUGGAAGCAGGUUGAGGUAAUGGUUGCAUAACACUGUGAAUGUACUAAAUGCCACUGGAUUGUACAUUUAAAAAAUGGUUAAUAUUAUUGUAUAUGAAUUUUACCUCAAUUUUAAAAAUUACAUCAUACAGUUUCUGUGAUCUCACAAAUAAUUGUGGCUUUGCUGUCAUAGUUACCUUGUGACUGUUGGAACCCAUGUGCUUUGUAGCAUUAGUACAUUGGGAAGUUCUUUUCAGCUGUGGGCAGGAAAACCUGAAGACAGACGAUCCUAAGACUGAAUUGCAACUGCAGAAGCAACAAGUGACCCUUUUAAGAUGCUUGUAGGGCUGCACAGAAUGAAGAGGGAAACUGGAGAAAACAAUGAAAGGAGGAAAUGGAGACUGGAAGGCACCAGCACCAGGCCCAGGUACCAAAGCUUGGAGGUUUAAUAGGGAAAACCUGCUGUCUGCAAGCAAGUGAAAAAGCUGCACUUAGAAACCAUUUCUUUGCCCUUCAUGGAGUACCUGGAACUUGUACUGUGAGGCCCUUGAUGGGAUAAGUUCUCACCUGCCGAUCACCCAGUGACCGUCACCAUGGCCAGUAAGAGGAAAUCCACCACCCCGUGCAUGAUCCCAGUGAAGACGGUAGUGCUGCAGGAUGCCGGCGUGGAGGCCCAGCCUGCUGAGGCCGUACUCCCAGGACCCCAGCAGGAUCUGCCCCCAGAAGUGCCUGCCACCAGCAGUGAGGCAGCCCAGAAUUCCAGCAGCACUGAUGGCUCUGCACUGGCCAACGGGCAUCGGAGCACUUUGGAUGGCUAUUUAUAUUCCUGUAAAUACUGUGAUUUCAGAUCCCAUGACAUGACUCAGUUUGUGGGACAUAUGAACUCAGAGCACACAGACUUUAAUAAAGACCCAACUUUUGUAUGUGCUGCAUGCAGUUUUCUGGCAAAAACCCCCGAGGGGCUUUCCCUGCACAAUGCCAAGUGUCACUCGGGGGAAGCCAACUUUGUUUGGAAUGUGGCCAAACCAGACAAUCAUGUGGUCGUGGAGCAGAGCGUUCCCGAGAGCACCAACACCCCUGACCUAGCAGGCGAGUCCAGUGCCGAAGGGGUCGAUGGACAGGCAGAAAUCAUUAUUACCAAAACUCCAAUCAUGAAGAUAAUGAAAGGCAAAGCUGAAGCCAAAAAAAUCCACACAAUCAAGGAGAAUGUCCCCAGCCAGCCUGUGGGUGAGGCUUUACCAAAGCUGUCGGUUGGAGAAACAGAGGUGAAAGAGGGGGACCACUCCUUCAUCAAUGGGGCCAUCCCAGUCAGCCAGGCAUCUACCAGCUCUGCAAAACCCCCACAUGCUGCCAAUGGGCCCCUGAUUGGAACAGUGCCAGUUCUGCCGGCUGGUAUAGCACAGUUCCUGUCUCUCCAGCAGCAGCCCCCCGUGCACACCCAGCACCACGCCCACCAGACACUACCCACAUCCAAGGCCCUUCCCAAAGUGAUGGUCCCCCUAAGCAGCAUUCCAGCGUACAAUGCGGCCAUGGACUCCAACAGUUUCCUGAAGAACUCCUUCCACAAGUUCCCCUACCCAACCAAGGCCGAGCUCUGCUAUUUGACUGUGGUGACCAAGUAUCCAGAAGAGCAGCUCAAGAUCUGGUUCACAGCCCAAAGGCUGAAGCAGGGCAUCAGCUGGUCCCCUGAGGAGAUCGAGGAUGCCCGGAAGAAGAUGUUCAACACAGUCAUCCAGUCUGUGCCUCAGCCCACAAUCACGGUUCUAAACACCCCCCUGGUCGCCAGUGCUGGCAACGUCCAGCAUCUCAUCCAGGCCGCUCUCCCAAGUCACGUCGUGGGACAGCCAGAGGGCACCGCAGGGGGUCUUCUGGUCACUCAGCCACUGAUGGCCAAUGGGUUGCAAGCACCAAGUUCAUCUCUCCCCCUCACCGUUACAUCUGUCCCCAAGCAACCAAGCGUGGCACCCAUUAACACUGUGUGUUCAAAUACAACGUCAGCUGUGAAGGUGGUCAACGCGGCCCAGUCUCUCCUCACAGCCUGCCCCAGCAUAACUUCCCAAGCCUUCCUUGAUGCAAGCAUCUAUAAAAAUAAGAAAUCUCAUGAACAGCUGUCAGCUCUGAAAGGGAGCUUCUGUCGGAACCAGUUCCCAGGGCAGAGUGAAGUUGAGCAUCUGACCAAAGUAACUGGCCUCAGUACCCGAGAGGUGCGAAAGUGGUUCAGUGAUCGGAGAUACCACUGCCGGAACUUGAAGGGCUCCAGAGCCAUGAUGCCUGGAGAUCAUGGCUCCAUCAUUAUUGACUCUGUGCCAGAGAUGUCCUUCUGCCCAUCAUCCAAGGCCCCCGAGGUAACCUGCAUCCCGACAGCAGCCACAAUAGCAACCCACCCUUCUGCCAGACGACAGUCUUGGCACCAGACUCCUGACUUCACACCAACCAAAUACAAGGAGAGAGCCCCUGAACAGCUCAGAGUCCUGGAGAACAGUUUUGCACAAAACCCUCUUCCUCUUGACGAGGAACUGGACCGCCUGAGAAGUGAAACCAAAAUGACCCGAAGAGAAAUUGAUAGCUGGUUUUCAGAGAGACGGAAAAAAGUGACUGCUGAGGAGACCAAGAAGGCUGAUGAGAAUGUCUCUCAGGAGGAAGAGGAGGCUGCUGAGGAUGAGGGUGGAGAAGAGGAUUUGGCCAGUGAGCUUAGGGUCCCUGGUGAAAAUGGCUCCCCGGAAGUGCCUGGCAGUCAUACCUCAGCAGAGCGCAAAGUCAGUCCCAUCAAAAUCAACCUCAAGAACCUUCGGGUCACUGAAGCCAAUGGUAAGAGUGAGAUUCCAGGACUGGGUACCUGUGAGCCCGAGGAUGAUGGGUCAAACAAGCUGGCAGAGCAGCCCCCAGGCAAAGUGAGCUACAAAAAGACAGCCCAGCAGCGGCACCUGCUGCGGCAGCUCUUUGUCCAGACGCAGUGGCCAAGCAACCAGGACUAUGACGCCAUCAUGGCCCAGACAGGUCUGCCGCGGCCAGAGGUGGUGCGCUGGUUUGGAGACAGCAGGUAUGCCCUGAAGAAUGGUCAGCUCAAGUGGUACGAAGACUAUAAGCGGGGCAACUUCCCUCCAGGGCUGUUGGUCAUCACCCCUGGCAACCAGGAGCUCCUGCAAGACUAUUACAUGACACACAAGAUGCUGUAUGAGGAGGACCUACAGAAUCUCUGUGAAAAAACCCAGAUGAGCCCCCAGCAGGUCAAGCAGUGGUUUGCUGAGAAAAUGGGUGAGGAGACCCGGGCUGUGGUGGACACAGGCAUUGAGGACCAGGGCCCUGGUGCUGUUGAGCCUGCAGCAGUUUACAAAGGGAUGGGUGACACCUAUUCAGAGGUGUCCGAGAACAGUGAAUCAUGGGAGCCCAGUGUCCCUGAGGCCAGCUCAGAGCCCUUUGACACAUCAAGUUCCCAGGCUGGACUUCAGCUAGGCUGCCCAGCAGCAGGACAAACUGCCUGGUUGCUUCAGGGGACAACUGGCUGCAGAAGACAUGGGAGCACAGUAUAAUAAAGGGUUGAGAGAUAUUUUUUGUUUCAUGUUUUUUAAAAUUUUUUGCAGGGGAAAGAAUACAGUGAACCUAAAGGGGUCCAAGUUUUUCUAGCCAUUUCUUAGCAAUAGGAAAAUAGGUCAGAACAUCAUCUGAGUCAGGCAGAUCGAUCCACAGCCACUGAGUAGGAGAGAGCAAUGGGGCAUUAGAGGAAAUUCAGCUUGAAUUGGUGAACAAAAGGAAAGAUCCUUUAAUUGUCCCUAGAUACAUGCAGUGCUUUUUUCUGAUGAUGAAAAUCCUAUCUUGUAUUUCUGCUGUUCUUCCUGAUACAGAAGAAAUGUUUGUCAUAGUGGAAAAUCACCUUCCCUCUUGGACAUCUAUGAAAUCAAAAGCUUGAAUUUUGUUCCUCAUUUCUCUAGAUCAUACUUUCUUGAAAGUAAAAGUUAUUUAAAAUUUAUUUUAUUUAAUACAUAGAUUUGAAGCGACAGACAAGUCAUGUUAGUAGGUAUUGAUUUUCCAGGUUCUUGGUCCAUGAGUUCCCAGCCUCUCCCUUUCCUCCCCACCCUUGGUAUUUGUCUCCUCAUUAGAAGUCCCAUCACAGAACAGCCAGAAGCUCGGGCUAGAGCCAGGAGGGAGGAGCAUCGCAGAAGCUGAAAGGAUUGGGGGUUCCAAAAUGGCAGCUCUGCCAGCUGAUUGGUGUGGUGGAGGAGUGCAGGAAACACCCAGAAAGUAUCUUUACAAUUGGGCAGUAUGGCAGUUGGCCCCAAGGAACCUUGGCAUGAGCUGCUUCAGUAUGGGGCCUUGUGUUUGGCACCUCAUCCCCAGGACUGAAUAUAGUGCCCUGCCCCUCAGCCCACAGAACUUCCUGUAUGGUGUUCCAUUGUUUCCAUAGCUGACCAUUAUUGUUGUUUGUUUGUUUGGCCUGGCAAAUACCACCCCAGUUGCUUUCUACUUAAGACCUUCUAAAAAGACAAAUUAUUUUUCUUUCUCUAAAUAUUUUAAAUUGAUUUGAACACAACAAUUUGAAACAUAGGCUAUUGUUUCUUUACUCAAAGAAAAGGAGACUUCCAAGUCCACCCAUAAUUUGAGGGUGGGGCGUGCCAUGUUUCCCAUCUGUUUAGCAUUUGCAGAAAGCCUAUUCUUUUCAUGCUCACAUACUGAGGUGAAAAAUCCAGCUCUGCAAAACCCACACUGAGAGCAAACACCUGGUGGAGCCCCGAGUUGCCGGUCAGCAGUUACAAUGUGAGCACACAGGCACUGGCUUCUUCUGGCCUCCUCCAGCUCUGUCCAUGUUUCUACUAGGGCAAGACUUGGGGGAAAUGCUUCUCUUGUCUGGGCCCCACAGCUCACAGACAGCUUCAAAACGUGGCUAGUGGCACAUCCUGGAGUCAGAGCAGCACAUAAAUGAGAUUUUUUAUGGCUGGUUUGACCCUUUUUCAAUGCAGAGCAGGUUGUCUCUCCUCUUUCACUUGGAGGGCUUUGUGCAAGUGGUCUAAGUGUCCUUAUGUUGCAUUCAGCUCUAUGCUUCUGUGAUUACCAGUAGGCCAAGGUGUCAUCCUCAAAAUAGAUGAGGAUGUUCGAAUAAGUUUGUUACAAAAGCUGAUGUGAAAAGAGUGAUGUCAUGGAAGAUAGCAGAAAAGGAAGAUGGCACCAGGAAUCUGUUUCUCCACCUAAACAACUAUUGAACUAGCAGUAAUUAUCUGAGGCAACUAAUUUGGAGCUCUGGAAUCUAGUUGAACACUUGCAAUAUCCAGGAGAGAGCCUGAUGGAGAGGCUUGUUAGUUUUAGUGAAUUUUCUUGUUCCACAAAACAGCAUCCCCUUCCCCUAGCCUUGUAGCAGGUAACUGUGAUCCAGGUUCCUGGUGUAGCCUAUUGGUGCCAGGACUUUUGUCAUCCAAAAGUCACUAAAUUUGAUCACUGAGGGGCCAGCACAGAGGCUGGUCAUUGUUUCAACUUCUAUGGACUGAAGCAGCUUCCUAACCACAAGGGGAUUUAAACAGAAAGGCAACCUCUUUUUUUUUCUUUUCCCCCUUUUGACAAGCCAGACAUUUUAGGAAAUCUUAGAUCUCUGGUUGGCCACAGAGACAUCAGAACAGAAACUUUAGUGACUAUACACCACAAAGAAUAUACUUUGUAAAAAUAGUUUGGAAAAGUCACAGAUGGCUUCAGCUCUUACCAAGCAAAAGCCAGCAAUCUCUGAGGCAUGAGAGAAUUAGAUUUUUAGUUAUCAAAACAUAAUACUCAGAAUGUCCAGUUCUCAACAACAACAAAAAGAUGGUUCAUUCACAGGAGAAAAAGUAUUUGGCAGAUACCAUCCUUGAGGAAGUCCAGACAUUGAAAUUAUUAGUCAAAGACAUUAAAUUACCUGUCUUAAGUAUGUUCAAUGAGUUAAAGGAAACUCUGGACAAGAACUAAAGGAAGUCAGGGAAACUAUGCAUGAACAUAAUGAGAACAUCAGUUAGAUAGAAACUCUUAAGAGGAACCAAACAAAUUCUA